This is a messenger RNA of Oryza sativa Japonica Group (Japanese rice), 2665 nucleotides long. NCBI's taxonomy places the organism in Eukaryota, Viridiplantae, Streptophyta, Magnoliopsida, Poales, Poaceae. The record is from RefSeq and is a predicted model, not a curated record.
CCCCCCCCCCCCCCCUCCAACUUGCCAAUGCGCCUCUCCCUACCUCCUCCUCCGUCUCCCCUGCUCUCCUCUGCUCCGUUAACUCUAUAUAUACGCUCACUGGCUACCUCCCCUCCCAAACCAUCCAAACCGACGAGCUCUCUUCCUCUCUCUCCAGCUCGGUCUCACACACACUCUCUCUCUCUCGGCAGAAACACACCACGAUCGCGGCCAAAACCCACGCGAUUGUAGCUCAGAUUGUUGUGCGAUCGACGCGAUAUGGCGACGAUCACGACGCCAGGAUAUGCUCACAUACAGCGGCAGCACGGCAGGUGCUCGACGACGGCGGGAAGGCGUGGGGCGUCCAAUUCGGUGAGAUUCUCCGCGCGCGCGGUUAGCUCCGUGCCGCACGCGGCGGCGGCGUCAUCGGCGCCGGCGUUCCUGCCGGUGCCGUUCGUGCCUGGGGCCGACGCACCGUCGCCGUCGGGGAAGAGUGCCAUUGGCGUCCCGAAGGCGCCGAGGAAGGGGGAGGAGGGGAAGAGGCUCAACUUCUUCCAGCGCGCCGCGGCGAUGGCGCUCGACGCGUUCGAGGAGGGGUUUGUGGCGAAUGUCCUCGAGCGCCCGCACGGGCUGCCGAGCACGGCCGACCCCGCGGUGCAGAUCGCCGGCAACUUCGCGCCGGUCGGUGAGACGCCGCCCGCGCGCGCGCUGCCGGUGUCGGGGCGCAUCCCGCCCUUCAUCAACGGCGUCUACGCGCGCAACGGCGCCAACCCGCACUUCGACCCCGUCGCCGGGCACCACCUGUUCGACGGCGAUGGCAUGGUGCACGCCGUCAGGAUACGCAACGGCGCCGCCGAGUCGUACGCGUGCCGGUUCACGGAGACCGCGCGGCUGCGGCAGGAGCGCGCGAUGGGGCGGCCCAUGUUCCCCAAGGCCAUUGGGGAGCUCCAUGGCCACUCCGGCAUCGCGCGCCUUGCUCUGUUCUACGCGCGCGCCGCCUGCGGCCUCCUCGACCCGUCACACGGCACCGGCGUCGCCAACGCCGGCCUCAUCUACUUCAACGGCAGGCUCCUCGCCAUGUCGGAGGACGACCUCCCCUACCAGGUGCGCGUCACCGCCGACGGCGACCUCGAGACCGUCGGCCGCUACGACUUCGACGGGCAGCUCGGCUGCGCCAUGAUCGCGCACCCCAAGCUCGACCCGGCCACCGGAGAGCUCCACGCGCUCAGCUACGACGUGAUCAAGAAGCCGUACCUCAAGUACUUCUACUUCGCGCCCGACGGCACCAAGUCGGCCGACGUCGAGAUCCCGCUCGACCAGCCCACCAUGAUCCACGACUUCGCCAUCACCGAGAACUACGUGGUGGUACCCGACCACCAGGUGGUGUUCAAGCUCCAGGAGAUGCUCCGCGGCGGCUCGCCCGUGGUGCUCGACAAGGAGAAGACGUCGCGGUUCGGGGUGCUCCCCAAGCACGCCGCGGACGCGUCGGAGAUGGUGUGGGUGGACGUCCCGGACUGCUUCUGCUUCCACCUCUGGAACGCGUGGGAGGAGGCGGACACCGACGAGGUGGUGGUGAUCGGCUCGUGCAUGACCCCCGCCGACUCCAUCUUCAACGAGUCCGACGACCGCCUCGAGAGCGUCCUCACCGAGAUCCGCCUCAACACCCGCACCGGCGAGUCGACGCGGCGCGCCAUCCUGCCGCCGUCGAGCCAGGUCAACCUCGAGGUGGGCAUGGUCAACCGCAACCUCCUCGGCCGCAAGACGCGGUACGCCUACCUCGCCGUGGCCGAGCCGUGGCCCAAGGUGUCGGGCUUCGCCAAGGUGGACCUCGCCACGGGUGAGCUCACCAAGUUCGAGUACGGCGAGGGCCGGUUCGGCGGCGAGCCCUGCUUCGUCCCCAUGGACGCCGCCGCCGCCACGCCCCGCGGCGAGGACGACGGCUACAUCCUGUCCUUCGUCCACGACGAGCGCGCCGGGACCUCCGAGCUCCUCGUCGUCAAUGCCGCCGACAUGCGCCUUGAGGCCACCGUGCAGCUGCCGUCCCGCGUGCCGUACGGCUUCCACGGCACGUUCAUCACCGGCGACGAGCUCACCACCCAGGCCUGAUCCAUCGAUCGAACACCUCCACGUUUCUUGGGGGGGGGAGGAAGUGACCAGAGGGAGCCUGACCGAUAGGUCCCCGGAUUCCACCCCCCCCCCCCCCCUUCCCUUCCAGAUACAGUUACAGUUACAGUUACAGUUAGUAUAGUAGUUAGCCUCGGUCUUCCAAUUUUUAGCUCACUCGCGUCAGCUGAGUCCACACUAGUCCAAUAGAGAGAGAGAUUAUUAGUCCAAGAUAGAGAGAGAGAGGGCCCAGCUCGUAGCUUUUGUGUUGGGUGCUCGCUUUGCUUCCAGUGAGCAACCAAGAGGUCCAGAGCUCAGCCGGUGCCUAUCUACCAGAUUACUAGUAGUAUAUAUGUUUUUUUUUUCAUCUUUUUCUUCCCUUUUUGUUUGGAUUAGACAGGGAUAUGCCCCCUGCCCCGGGUUGUCGUCGUCACCACUGUGCAGAGUUUGGGAUUCUUGCUCCCCACCCAGUUGCUGCUCCUGCUGCUGAGGUGUUGUUUUGGCUUAUGCCACCCUCCCGAGUGUGUACAUUUGUUCAUAGCUUGUAUAAUAAAAUCUGCCUCUCCCAUUGGUUUCCAUGUCA